AUGCUUUCCGCAGGGGAACGACCUCAGCCUCCUUUUGCCUCCACCUUAGAGUCUACCGUGAGCAAGGCGCGCAUCAUGCCGGACCUCGCCGCCAACGAAACGAACGGAGUAACAUGCUCCACACCCUCCGAACCCGCGCAAAUGCAACAUAUCUGGGUCGUGACUGGUCCAGCAGGGUGCGGGAAGAGCACUGUCGGCAAUGUCCUACGCACCGAACUCGGGAUACCAUUCUUAGAAGGCGACGACUAUCACCCUGCAGCAAACAAAGACAAAAUGGGCCGAGGCAUCCCACUCACAGACGAGGACCGCUGGGACUGGCUGAUCUCCCUGCGUCAUGCGGCAAUCAAUGCGCUCUCCCCCUCAGAAGCCAACGAUUUCCACCCACCCACUGGUGUGGUAGUAGCCUGCUCCGCGCUGAAGCAGAAGUACCGGGAUGUGAUGCGCGUUGCCGCGUACGGCUCGCCCUCGGUGCAGAUUCACUUUGUCUACCUCAAGCUCAAUGAGGAGGUACUGAUGCAGCGUGUCACACAGCGCGAAUCUCACUACAUGAAGAGCGGUAUGGUGCAUUCGCAGCUUGCUACGCUGGAGGAGCCGGAGGGCGAGUGGGAUGUUCUUACUAUCGACGUUGAGGGGACGAUGGAAGAGGUACAGCGCAAUGUUAUCGAUGCCGUUGUUGAGAAGCUUGCUGAGUACAAGUGA
Penicillium digitatum Pd1 is the source of this 699-nucleotide messenger RNA. RefSeq names its product gluconokinase. The record is from RefSeq and is a predicted model, not a curated record. Lineage: Eukaryota; Fungi; Ascomycota; Eurotiomycetes; Eurotiales; Aspergillaceae. Gene Ontology annotation, molecular function: gluconokinase activity. Gene Ontology annotation, cellular component: cytoplasm.